AUGGCGGAAACUCGCGCAGAGACAUCGGAGGGACCAAAUCCCGCUUCAGAUAGCAUUGCCCGUUUGAGGGAGAUCGCAGGCAACCAUCUCCAGGAAAUCGAGCAGGAAAACGAACAGGCAGAUAAGGACGAAGCCAGGAAAAUCCAAGAUCUCGAGCGUUACACCAAGCGGAAACGCGGGAAGGAUGGCAGCAUGCCCAGUUCAAAUAGCACUCCGACUUCACGAAUGAGGACGGCUCAAGAUGUUCUACACCGCCUCCAAUGGGACAAGGAUCUUGAUAUUUCACAGUUCAAGGUUGGUUAUCUCGAGAGAUUUGACGGCAUCAAGGAAACACCCGCCAGGAACUGGAUCACAGAGGUCACGGAAGAAGACUGGAUCCCGCAACACCGCAUCAAGUAUUUCAAACGCGUUAGCAAGGACGGGAAUUCCGAGGUUGUAUGGGAUCGUGACCAGCGGAUAGACAAGAUAUUUGGCAGUGGUGAGAACGGCGCAGCAGAAGAUGACCUUCGGUCUGAGGACGGCGGCGUGGAUCUGAGAAGUUGA
This is a messenger RNA of Exophiala bonariae, 543 nucleotides long. RefSeq lists its product as uncharacterized. Bases 1 to 543 code for a protein of 180 amino acids. The record is from RefSeq and is a predicted model, not a curated record. The transcript is spliced from 2 exons. Lineage: Eukaryota; Fungi; Ascomycota; Eurotiomycetes; Chaetothyriales; Herpotrichiellaceae.